AUGUCUGCGCCGCCCGAUCCACUGCCGCAGGCAGUGAUCGUCAACAACGAGAAGCUCCAAGCCGACAACAGCGCCAGUUCAAGGUCAGCUUCUGCGGACGAAGCAAAAGUUCCCGGUGUGACAUUGCAACCGCCCAAAACAAAGAAGAAAUGGAAUCAACGACUCAACCCCUUGCGUUGGCAAGCGCCUCCACCGGUGCCUGACGAGCGUACACCGUCCCGAGAGUAUGGCGCGUCAUUCUUGAGUAAAGUGACGUUUCAAUGGAUGUCUCCGUUGAUGAAGGUUGGAUAUCUACGACCGCUUGACUUGCAAGAUAUUUGGACGGUCAACCCUGACCGAGCGGUCGAUGUGUUAUCAGAACGGUUGGACGCCGCGUUGCAAAAUCGCAUCGCGCGUGGUACUAAACGCUCGCUCGUGUGGGCCUUGUAUGAUACCUUCCGCUUCGAGUUUCUUCUUGGCGCCGUUUGCCAAAUCAUCAGUUCUCUUCUGCUGGUUUUUGCGCCGUACUUGACCCGCUACUUGAUCGCCUAUGCUACCGACGCUUAUGUAGCUCAACAGACUGGUCGCCCGGAGCCCGCCAUCGGGCGUGGUAUGGGAUUUGCUGUGGGAAUCACCGUCAUGCAGGCAACACAAAGCUUGUGCACUAAUCAGUUCCUCUACCGGGGACAAAUGGUCGGCGGUCAAAUCCGCGCUGUGUUGAUAUCACAGAUCUUCAAUAAAGCGAUGAAAUUAUCGGGUCGUGCCAAGGCGGGUGGACAGGCAAGCGACGCCGAGUUAAAGGCUCUACAGGCGACCAAGGAGUCAUUGAUGAAGCAGGACGGCAAGACAAAGCAGCCCGACACGAAGCCAUCAGUAGCAGGUGCCACUGGUGGCGUUGCGGGAGACGGUCGCGGAUGGAGCAACGGCCGCAUUGUGGCGCUCAUGAGUAUUGAUGUUGAUCGGAUCAACCUGGCUAUGGGCAUGUUCCAUCUGAUCUGGGCGGCCCCGGUCAUGCUUAUUGUGACCUUGGUGCUGUUGCUGGUCAACCUCGGGUACAGCUGUCUUUCUGGAUACGCGCUGCUGGUCUUUGGCAUGCCAUUCUUGACCUAUGCCGUGAGAUUCCUGAUCAAGAGACGCCGGAACAUCAACAAGAUCACCGAUCAACGUGUAUCUCUCACCCAGGAGAUUCUGCAAGCGGUUCGAUUCGUCAAGUUCUUUGGUUGGGAGAGCAGCUUCCUCGGACGAUUGAAGGAUCUUCGCAGAAGAGAGAUUAGUUCGAUUCAAACCCUUCUCGCAGUGCGGAAUGCGAUUCUGAGUGUGUCCAUGUCAAUCCCAGUCUUCGCCUCGAUGCUUGCCUUUAUCACCUAUGCCUUGACGAACCACGAUCUUAACCCAGCACGAGUCUUUUCUUCACUGGCCUUGUUCAAUUCGCUUCGUCUGCCGCUGAACAUGAUGCCCCUCGUGCUCGGCCAGGUCACGGACGCAUGGACCGCUCUGAACCGAAUCCAGGAAUUUUUGGACGCCGAAGAUCAAAAGGAAGACAUCGAGAAAGUCGAGACCAUGUCGAAUGCGAUUGAGAUUGAGGAUGCAUCCUUUACUUGGGAGCGUCUGCCCACCGACGAGAAAGAAGGCGAGGCAUCACAAAAGAAAGGCGCCAAGCAUUCAGAAGUGAAAGCUCUGACUUCUCCGGACGAGAAGCAGGAUGCGGAGACCGCUGUGUUGGAGCCAUUCCGACUCAAGAACAUUAAUUUAGAAGUUGGUCGCAAUGAACUCCUUGCGGUCAUUGGAACUGUCGGCUGCGGCAAGAGCUCUCUUCUUUCUGCGUUGGCUGGCGAUAUGCGUGUGACCGAGGGCAAAAUUCGCAUGAGCACGACGCGGUCUUUCUGCCCGCAGUAUGCCUGGAUUCAGAAUGCCACGGUGCGCAACAAUAUUUUGUUUGGCAAGGACUAUGAUGAGUCCUGGUACGAGCAAGUCAUUGACGCCUGCGCUCUCACCCCGGAUCUGGAGAUUCUCCCGAAUGGUGACUCCACAGAGAUCGGAGAACGUGGUAUCACGGUAUCUGGAGGCCAGAAGCAGCGUCUCAACAUUGCUCGUGCCAUAUAUUUCAACGCAGAGCUGGUGCUUAUGGAUGAUCCUCUCUCUGCCGUCGAUGCUCACGUUGGGCGCCAUAUCAUGGACAAGGCUAUCUGUGGUCUCCUCAAGGACAGAUGUCGCAUUUUGGCAACUCAUCAACUCCAUGUUCUCAACCGCUGUGACCGAAUCGUUGUGAUGGACGAGGGACGGAUUCAUGCUGUGGACACUUUUGAUAAUUUGAUGCGGGACAAUGAACUUUUCCAAAGACUCAUGUUGUCAUCCAAGCAGGACGACUCGAAGGAAGAGAAGGAUGAGGCUGAAAUUGCCGAGGACGUUAUCGGCGAGCCGGAGGGAAAGACUCUGCCCAAAAAGACAUCUCCCGCAAGGCUGGCGGGUCCUGCCCUGAUGCAGCAAGAAGAACGAGCCACUGCUUCUGUAGGAUGGAGCGUGUGGAAGGCUUAUGUCCGUGCUUCAGGCAGCUACUUCAAUGCCGUUGCGAUUGUCAUCCUUCUUUGCCUUGCCAAUGUUGCCAACAUAUGGACCAGUCUGUGGUUGUCUUAUUGGACUUCGAACAAGUACCCGAACUUGUCCAUGGGCCAAUAUAUUGGUGUCUAUGCAGGACUUGGCGCCUCGCACGAUGCUGCAACGCGCCAUGACGCGUGUUCUUCGAGCCCCCAUGUCCCCUUUUUUGAUACCACGCCCCUCGGCCGAAUCACCAAUCGCUUCUCCAAGGAUAUCCAAGUGAUGGACAACGAGCUUUCAGAUGUGAUGCGUAUCUAUGCUCUGACUAUGACCAUGAUCAUCUCAGUCAUGAUCUUGAUCAUUGUGUUCUUCUACUACUUUGUGAUCGCAUUGGCUCCUCUAUUUGUUUUAUUCCUCCUGGCGUCCAACUACUACCGGGCCUCUGCGCGGGAGAUGAAGCGACAUGAGUCUGUCCUGCGAUCGAACGUCUACGCCAAAUUUGGCGAGGCCAUUAGUGGCGUGGCUUGCAUUCGCGCUUACGGCGUGGAAAACCAGUUCCGGAAAAGCAUCAGAAGCUCGAUUGACAUAAUGAACGGCGCUUACUUCCUCACUUUUUCGAAUCAGCGAUGGCUCAGCAUCCGCCUCGAUGCUGUCUCCAGUGCACUAGUCUUUGUCACUGGUGUUCUGGUUGUCACAUCGCGAUUCAAUGUGUCACCUAGUAUCUCCGGCCUAGUCCUGUCUUAUAUCCUGUCGAUUGCUCAAAUGUUGCAGUUCACUGUGCGACAGCUUGCCGAGGUCGAGAACAACAUGAAUGCCACUGAGCGUGUUCAUUACUACGGAACCGAAUUGGAGGAGGAAGCACCACUGCACCGUGUUGAGGUGCCUGCCAGCUGGCCCGAAAAGGGCCAUAUCGUGUUUGACGACGCGCAAAUGCGGUAUCGCGAUGGCUUGCCUUUGGUUCUCAAGGGUCUCAGUAUGGACGUCCGUGGUGGUGAGCGGAUUGGUAUCGUGGGACGAACCGGUGCAGGCAAAUCUAGUAUCAUGUCAGCUUUGUUCCGUUUGACAGAGCUGUCAGGCGGCUCUAUUCACAUUGACGGCGUUGACAUUUCCACCAUUGGUCUGCAUGAUCUUCGUUCACGACUCGCUAUCAUCCCACAAGAUCCUGCCCUCUUCAAAGGCACCAUUCGUUCCAACCUCGAUCCUUUUAAUGAGCACACUGACUUGGAAUUAUGGUCCGCCCUGCGCAAGGCAUAUCUCAUAGGAGACGAGACCAUUGGUCCGGAUUCUGAGAUUGUCGAUACCAGUUCAGGCUCGGGAGGCACGACGCCGGUGAUUGGCAGCGACGCGAAAGCGCGAUCGGCAAACCGUCUCAACCUCGAGUCUGCCGUGGACGAGGAAGGACUCAACUUCUCCCUCGGUCAGCGGCAACUGAUGGCCCUUGCGCGUGCCCUGGUGCGCGAUGCUCGCAUCAUUGUCUGCGAUGAAGCCACUUCCUCCGUUGACUUUGAGACCGACCAAAAGAUUCAGUAUACCAUGGCGCAGGGCUUUGAGGGCAAGACCCUCCUGUGUAUUGCGCACCGACUGCGGACCAUCAUCCACUACGACCGCAUCUGCGUUAUGGAUCAGGGACGAAUUGCCGAAAUGGAUACUCCCGUGGCGCUCUGGGAUCGUCCAGAUGGCAUCUUCCGGGCCAUGUGUGAUCGCAGUGGAAUAUCUCGAGAUGAUAUCCUAUCAUCCACGUGA
Messenger RNA from Penicillium diatomitis, 4257 nucleotides. RefSeq names its product ATP-binding cassette transporter YOR1. The coding region runs from base 1 to 4257 and encodes 1418 amino acids. The record is from RefSeq and is a predicted model, not a curated record. The transcript has 4 exons. Gene Ontology annotation, biological process: transmembrane transport. Gene Ontology annotation, molecular function: ATP binding; ABC-type transporter activity; ATP hydrolysis activity. Gene Ontology annotation, cellular component: membrane. NCBI's taxonomy places the organism in Eukaryota, Fungi, Ascomycota, Eurotiomycetes, Eurotiales, Aspergillaceae.